GUGCCGACCUUGGCUUUAAGCUAAUAAGCCAGGCUUAAUAUUUUGUCCGAACAACUCCUUGUUCUCCACUAGUUCCAACUUCCAACCAUAGCCACCCAUAGAUUGUAAAAGGAAUCCAGGUUCAACAAUUUCGUUUUGUCUUCUUGAAAGACAUCGCACCACCCGUUAUUCCUCUGGGAAUAACUGGAUACCCAAUUCCAACUCCAAUCUCUCAGUUUCAAUUCCAAUUCCAAUUCCAAUUCCCCCAGGCAUGGAAUCCCAACCUGAAGUAGUCAACUUUGGGAAAUCUAUAAUAGUACCCAGUGUUCAACAACUGGCCGAACAGCCCAUCGACAAACUCCCACCCCGGUACGUGCACGACAUCGUCUCGUCGGACGAUUCGUCGCUCCAAUCGGUGCCGGUGAUUGAUCUUCAAAGCCUGGUUUCCGGUGACCACAGGGAUUACGAAUUGGAGAGGCUACAUUGUGCUUGUAAAGAAUGGGGUUUCUUCCAGGUUAUAAAUCAUGGAGUGAGUAUUAAACUGCUAGAGGAAUUCAAGAGGGACAUCGUAGAUUUUUUCAAACUUCCGUUGGAAGAGAAGAAGAAGUUGUGGCAACAGCCAGACAACCAUGAAGGUUUUGGGCAGCUCUUUGUGGUAUCAGAGGAGCAGAAGCUUGAUUGGUCUGACAUGUUCUACAUUACCACUCUUCCAUCAAGUCUGAGGAGGACUCAACUUUUUGAACUUCUACCUCCAAACCUCAGAGAAACAUUGGAAUCAUACUCUGUGGAAGUGAGAAGGCUAGCCAUGACCAUCCUAGGUCAAAUGGCUAAAGCUCUAAAGAUGGACAGUGAAGAGAUGAGCGAGCUAUUCAGUGAUGGGGUGCAGUCCAUGAGAAUGAACUAUUAUCCUCCAUGCCCUGAGCCAGACAUGGCCAUCGGCUUCAGCCCGCACUCUGACGCAGUUGCUUUAACCAUUCUCUAUCAGCUCAACGACAUCAACGGCCUCCAGAUCCGAAAAGAAGGGAAAUGGGUACCUGUUAAACCGUUGCGAAACAGUUUUGUAGUCAACGUUGGUGACAUCAUGGAGAUUGUGAGCAAUGGUGUGUACCGGAGCAUUGAGCAUAGAGCAACGGUGAACUCAACCAAAGAAAGGCUCUCCAUUGCUACAUUUUACAGCUCCAAUUUGGACUCAGAAUUAGGCCCUGCGCAUAGCCUCAUUGGACCAGACAAUCCUGCAGUCUUUCGCCGAAUGCCCAUUGAGGAGUACUUCAAGGAAUUCUUUGCGCGGAAACUCAAUGGUAAGUCAUACCUUGAUUUCAUGAAAAAAUAAACCCGCCACCCUUUUGAACCUACAAAACCCGCCACUGUUCAAAAGGGUUGGAAUGGAAAAAUAUGUCAAGGAUUUCUUUUCUCGUAAGCUCAACAGGAAAUCGUUCUUGGAGCAAAUGAAGAGAGCUGAAAAUGGAGUAGACAACACUAGUAUUUGAUGGCUACUAGCUAUUUGCUGUGCUUGUCUAAAAAUAAAACAGAAACAAAAUGCUGGUCUGCUUUUUUCAUGUAAAAUAUUGCUAGUGCUUUUCUUUUUUAUAAAUAACCGGAUGUCUGGGCCUAGUGGCUUGAAUAUAGAAGCUAUUGGGUUGGACCAAGUAGAAUCGAAGCAAUAGGCAUUGAGCCCCAGCUUGUAAUUUGCUCAUCAGUGAUGCCGACUGUCUGAUGUUUUUUCAUGUAAAAAUAUAGUAUACAGAGUGUAUUGCAGUA
Rhododendron vialii is the source of this 1737-nucleotide messenger RNA. RefSeq names its product protein SRG1-like. The record is from RefSeq and is a predicted model, not a curated record. The transcript has 4 exons. Bases 251 to 1309 code for a protein of 352 amino acids. NCBI's taxonomy places the organism in Eukaryota, Viridiplantae, Streptophyta, Magnoliopsida, Ericales, Ericaceae.